GGGAGCAGCGGGAGGAGUUCCGCCAACACUACCCAGACUUUCAGCUCGAGGACGAGCUGUUUGCGCAGGCGGGGAGAGAUGUUAUGACCGGCCGGACCUAUGGCCGUAGGAGGCCCACCGGGCAAGCUUAGCCCACAAGUUAUCUUAGUUUUAUUUCACGUCAUGGUUAUAUAAACAAGUUACAAAACUAUUUUCAGAUUUAAGCAAUAAGACUAUUCUAUUGCCCGGCUCCCAGAGGAGCCGGAAACCCUAAACCCUAGCCGCCUCCUGCCUUCGCCGCAGCCGCACCUAGCGCAAGGACGGCGCCACGCCGCCGGCCGCCGCGCUCCAGCCCUCGCCCUCCUCCCUCGUUCCCCUACAACCUACACCCAAGACCGGGGAGAACCCUAGCUCCUAUCAGCACUAUACUUGUUUGUUUGCACGAAUUUGGCUUCUUGGAAGAAAAGCAACAAAAUACAUCAAAUACUCCCUCCAUUCCUAAAUAUAAGUCUUUUUAGAGAUUCUAAUAUGGAUUACAUCUGAAGCAAAAUGAGGGAAUCUACACUCUAAAAUACGCCUAUGUAGUCCAUAUUCAAAUCUCUAAAAAGACUCGUAUUCAGAAACUGAGGGAGUAGAACACAUAUAAAUUAACUACUCACUCUGGCUCAUAACAACGACAAAUUUCAAGACGAAUUAGUCCUUGAUGCCACUCAAAGAUGCCUGUGCGUCAGAUGAGAUACUUUUGGAGGUACAGGGGCGGGCAAAGGGCACAAGCUUCGAAGUUGUUCAGACGCUUCACCGUCACAACCUCUGGAUAAACUCCAAUGGAGGAUUGAUACUUUUUCAUGCUCAUGACACCGGAAGAGGAUCCUCUACCGUUCGGCAGCCUGCCGUUCUACCACUGACAUGUGGGCCUGUGGGAAACCUGGCCCACAUGUCAGCGGCCCAACGUCACCUAGCGCACGGCAGAGGAGCCGUGUCCCAUGAAACCGGGGCAAAAGUACACCACGUUCACGGCCGCAGAGGGGAACCUCUCGGUGGAGAGGGACAGGCAUGCCCCAUCCCCAACGAACACAGCGCGGCAUCGGCGGUGUCCUCUUACCUUAUGAAUUUUUUAAAAUUUGCGAGCCUUCUCAAAUCCUUGAAAAUUUUCAAAUUCGUAGACUUUUUUCAAAUGGGCGAACAUUUUUAUAAUUCAUAAGCUUCUUCCAAAUCCAUGAACUUUUUUCAAAUUCAUGAACAUAUCUUAAAUACAUGAAUAUAUUUUUGAAUUCGUGAGCAUUUUUUUAAAAAAUUCGCCCAUAGCUUGUGGGCUGUGAGCGCCAUAGCGACCUUUUGGCGCCUGAAGUGCCUAUCCAUCUAGAGAUACUCCAGAGAUGGAUUGAUUAAUUAGCCGCCCACUUCGCUGCACUAAGUAAUCGGAGUCACCAAUGCAUGCAUAUCCAUCUAGAGAUACUCCAGAGAUGGAUUGAUUGAUUAGCCGCCCUGUAUCUUCGCUGCACUAAGUAAUCAGAGUCACCAAUGCAUGCAUAUCCAUCUAGAGAUAUAGAUACUCCAGAGAUGGAUUCAUCUGAGUCUAUUCAAGACACGACCUCCAAAUGAAGGACGCACGCUCAACCGGAUACUCCACUAUUUUUAGGGGAUCGGUUAGAAAUGCCCUAACAAGGUUGUUGGAGGAAUCAGUUUAGGGAACAUAUCAUUUCAACCAUCGACAUAUUGAGUUCUCUCCUCACCAAUGCAUGCAUAUCCAUCUAGAGAUACUUCAGAGUGGAUUGAUUAAUUAGCCGCCCUGUAUCUCGCUGCACUAAGUAAUCAGAGUCACCAAUGCAUGCAUAUCCAUCUAGAGAUAGAUACUCCAGAGAUGGAUUCAUCUGAGUCUAUUUAAGACACGACCUCUAAAUGAAGGACACACUCUCAACCGUCUUUCUGGCUUGAUUGAUCAUAGCCCUAGGAUAGAGAUCGGAGGCAUCAACCAUGUCUGUUUUAUAUGCUUGUAAGCUCUGCUUCCUCCUUGCUCUGCUGAAUUCGGCCAGCCACGCCGUCGCCGGCAAUGUGGCACCACCGACACUGAGCGCCGGAUUCAGUCUGCCUAUCGUGUCCAACCACAACACAGCCGGCGGGCUCGGGCAGUUUGACGCGAACCUCACGAGCAUAGGUCCGCACAUAGCACCCGUGGGGUGGCCCUUGUACGGCGUCCUCGUCGGCGUUGGCUCUGGCCAAACCCGGCACUUUUACAAGCUCGGGCUGGACCUCGUCGGCAAUCUGACGUGGAUGCAGUGCAAGCCCUGCGUGCCCGAGGUUCGGCAGGAGGGCGCCGUCUUCAACUCUGCUGAGUCCCCUCGCUACAAGCACAUGAAGCCCGCAGACCCCAAGUGUACGCCCCCCUACACCCCCUCCGGCCAGAACCGGUGCAGCUUCUACACCACCUCCUGGAACGUCGCCGCGCACGGCUACCUCGGCAGCGACACGUUUGCCUUCGCCGGCAGCCCCGGCGCAGGAGGACACAACAGGGACGUUGACAACCUCAUCUUGGGUUGCGCACACACGACGAACGGGUUCGAGCACCUGGACCACAACAUUCUCGCCGGGGUCCUGAGCUUGAGCAGGCACCCGACGUCGUUCAUGAGCCAGCUCACCGCACGCGGGCUGGCCGACUCACGGUUCUCAUAUUGUCUCUUCCCCGGACAGAGCCACCCCAACGCCAGGCACGGGUUCCUCCGCUUCGGCCGCGACAUCCCGAGGCACGACCACGCGCACAGCACGCCGCUGCUGUUCACUGGAUCGGGCUACGGCCAAAGUAGCAUGUACUACAUCCACGUCUUCAGCAUCAGCUUGAACGGGAAAAGGCUUAACGGGGUAAAGACGGCGAUGUUUAGGCGGGAUCCACAAACCCGUCGCGGGGGGUUCGUCGUCGACCCCGGGACUCCCCUGACCAGGCUGGCUCGCGCGGCGUAUGACGUCGUGGAGGCCGAGGUCGCGGCAAACAUGCACAAGCAGGGGGCGCGCCGCUCGACGGUGCCGGUGCAGGGGUACCGCCUCUGCUUUGGCUCGUGGGGCCACGCGCACCUCCCGAGCUUGACCGUGACCCUGUACGAAGACGCGACCAGGCUUUUUAUCAAGCCGGAACUGUUAUUCAUGAGGGUGAACCAUGAGCACCUGUGCUUCGCCGUCGUGCCGGACGAGGAGAUGACGGUGCUCGGCGCGGCGCAGCAGGUGGACACGCGGUUCACAUUUGACCUCCCGGGGAAUCGUCUCUACUUUGCCCAGGAGCAUUGUAGUGCUGACACUCGCCCAACUGUCUAGAUCCUAGAGAGUACUAUAUGUAUCUGCGCCAAAUGCAUUCAUCAUUAGUUGGUGCAUAAACCGAUGUGGGAACAAUUUAAGAAUAAUGGGUUACAUUCCUAAUUAUAAUGCUGAAUUUAAUGAUGAUGAUUGGUGCAUUCUUACCCUACCCUCUUUGGAAGCAUUUUGCAGGAUGUUUAAGUAUGAAAGAUUCGCUGUUUUUUCUUUCCUUUUAGUAUUCACUAUUUACUAUG
This is a messenger RNA of Triticum aestivum (bread wheat), 3515 nucleotides long. Its product is annotated as probable aspartic protease At2g35615. The transcript has a single exon. The coding region runs from base 1954 to 3282 and encodes 442 amino acids. Lineage: Eukaryota; Viridiplantae; Streptophyta; Magnoliopsida; Poales; Poaceae. The record is from RefSeq and is a predicted model, not a curated record. Gene Ontology annotation, cellular component: extracellular region.